Molecule: messenger RNA, 1143 nt
Organism: Pseudoliparis swirei
Lineage: Eukaryota; Metazoa; Chordata; Actinopteri; Perciformes; Liparidae
Gene: psph
Product: phosphoserine phosphatase
Exons: 7
Coding region: 79-786 (235 amino acids)
Biological process (GO): L-serine biosynthetic process; dephosphorylation
Cellular component (GO): cytoplasm
Molecular function (GO): L-phosphoserine phosphatase activity; magnesium ion binding
Source: RefSeq, a predicted model, not a curated record
CUCGGACGCUCCACUACCUCUUUUUUAGCGUCUCAUCAGUUACUCAAGUUCAGAAUAACAACACGUAGCGGCUGAAAUAUGCGUCUGAGAAGAGUCCCUGGCAUGAUGUCAACUCUUUCACAGACCAAGGAAGUGUUCCGGAGAGCAGAAGCUGUCUUUUUUGACGUGGACAGCACCGUCAUCAAAGAAGAAGGCAUCGAUGAACUUGCCAAAUUUUGCGGCGUCGGGGAUGCAGUCGCUGAAAUGACCCGAAAAGCUAUGGGCGGCACGAUGACGUUUAAAACGGCCCUGACGGAGCGUCUUUCCAUCAUCCGAUGUUCCAGGGAACAAGUGAACAAACUGAUAACGGACCACCCACCUCAGCUGACUCCAGGUAUCGGGGAUCUCGUGGACCGUCUGCACCAGCGAAACAUAAAGGUGUUCCUCAUCUCGGGCGGGUUCCGCUGCAUCGUUGAACACGUGGCCACGCAGCUAAACAUUCCCCAUGACCACGUUUACGCCAACCGGCUCAAGUUCUACUUCAAUGGCGAGUACGCCGGGUUCGAUGAGAGCCAGCCCACCGCUGAGAGCGGCGGAAAAGGAAAAGUCAUCAGCAUGUUGAAGGAGAAAUACGGCUUCAAGACCGUGGUGAUGAUCGGCGACGGAGCGACGGAUGCCGAGGCGUGCCCCCCCGCCAGCGCCUUCGUCGGAUUCGGUGGGAACGUCGUCCGGCAGCAGGUUAAGGAGAAGUCUUCGUGGUACGUGACCAGUUUUGAGGAGAUGCUAAAGGAACUGGACAAGAUUUAAAGAAAGCUAAGAAAAAAAAAUCAUAGUAUUACUAAUUUUUAUCAUUUUAUUUUUGAUUCCUGCACAUUUUCCUUCUCUCAAUAGAUUUUUAUAUUAAGGUUUACGCUCGUAAGACCAAUUUGACGACGUUGCUCUGUUUUAUACUAAAAAGAAUAACGCGUGUUUUGUGGAGGUUCGGAAGACGAUUUGAGAGUUUUUGCACAUUUUGUAGUCAACGCCUUUCGGUAAGCUCAUACAACGUGUGCGUAUUAUGCAAUGAGCAAUAGAAAUGUUUUAUUUUCUCCAUGUAACCAGACGUGUCGAUGAGUGUUGUCGUGGAACGAACCUCUGCAUUAAACGUAAGAACGUGCCGUCACA